Molecule: messenger RNA, 330 nt
Organism: Stylonychia lemnae
Lineage: Eukaryota; Ciliophora; Spirotrichea; Sporadotrichida; Oxytrichidae
Source: the annotation of a GenBank genome assembly
AUGGUUAUACCAACAGUAAGCUGUUUGUUACUUGGGUUGAGAAAGCCUUAUGUAGAGUUAGCACAAGGACAGUAUGUCAUUAUGGGUAAUGUCUGCUUUCAUAAGUCAUCACGAGUAAAGGAGCUUAUUAAGGCCAGAGGUUGCCAUCUAAUCUAUCUACCAGCAUAUUCACCUGAUUUAAAUCCUAUUGAACAUGUCUGGGCUAAUCUCAAGAGAUUAAUUAGGAUUAAUCCUGAAAAGGAAACAAAUCUUAGUUGCGCUAUUCAGCAAUCUAUAGCUCAAAUGUUUAUUGGUUAACUAUAUUCACACUAUAAAAUUACAUUACAAUGA